UCGGACGUUUUAAUAACAAUUCCUCUUUUUUCGGUUGCAGCAUGUAUUUUAGAGUUAAUAUUGUAGUGCCUCGUGUUAAUGCGUUAAACUCAAUAUUAAACCAGUUUAAAAUCUCUGUUGUCAAUGGUUAAAUUGAUCUGGAAUUAGUCGAGCGCUAGAUUUUCUUUGGUAAAUAUAUCACUGAUAGAAAAUUCUUUGAUUAAUAAGAAGUUUAGCACUUAUGUGUAUUGAAUGAACUUUGACAUUGAAAAGUGAGAAUCAAGGAUGUAGUUCUUUGGUAUAACUCUAUGCAAAAUGAAUAUGAUUGUUGGAAACGGAACUAAUAGUAGUUCCUCGCACACUUCAGGUGUUCUACCAUCCUCAUCCCAUCUACAUACACGUCCUUCUCCUCCUCCUGCUCAUGUCACUCAGCUGACCUCCUCACCGUCCCUGGGACAGACCCAGCAUGUGGUUCAACUUCACCCUCCACCCAGUUCCCAGGGUAGAGAAUCGUAUGCACUCCAGGCUUCACAGGAAAGAGAAGGAUAUGCCCCCUCUGCUACCCAAGGAAGAGAGUCCUAUCCUCCUCCCACGCAACAGGGAAGAGACCAAUACACUCCGCAUGGUAGAGAUUCCUCCUAUGUCCCACAGGGUCGGGAGCCAUCCUACUCUCAGCAAGGUCGGGAGCCAUCUUAUUCCCAGCACGGUAGGGAACCGUCCUACUCCCAGCAGGGUCGGGAACAAUCGUAUUCCCAGCAAGGUCGGGAACCAUCUUACGCCCCGCAGGUUAGGGAUCAGACCUACGCUUCACACGGCAGGGAACCUACUUACUCCCGUCAUGUACCGAUGUCUCCGCACAGAUCUACUUCUCGUAGCCGAGGACACUCUUCCCGUAUGAAUAUAUCUCACUUCCCCAGCUCACUCCCUCUCAUGUCUCCAAGUCCAGCACAUCAACUUCUUUCUAAUAAUGUAAACUCUCCUAGUCUUAUACCGCAGAACAUACCUCAGAGUUUUCUGCCUCAGCUCCCUCUGAAUAUAUCUCCUGUCCCGCGUUCUCCUCAACUCCGUGUUGGAUCUCCCGCUCCCUCGGACAACGUUAUACUGCACCCUCAUGCCUUUAAAAAGUUGACUAGACCCUCUACAGGAAUAGAAGACGACGUCGAGGUUCACGACUCUCCUCCUAAUGUAGGACGAAGAAAUCUGGUUUCUCCGAGACACAGAGAAAGGCGAAACUUUUUCUCUCAUGUUGCUCUACAGGACCACAACUAUUGUGCAGUACCGCCUCCAUCCCCUCCACGCUCCCCGACCCCGCCGCUGUCCCCUUCUUCACAUCUCGUUAAUAUGGGUGGGCACUCCGCCCCCUCACAGGAACCACAAGUUAACGACGAGCAGUCUUUCAGUUUUGGUAUCGCUGGUUAUAAGGCGGGCGGUAGCGGUCCAAGUAUAGGAGCGUAUCCUUCCCCUCAUUACUCCGGUCCUCAGGUUCCCCAGCUCCCUUCACCUCACUCCAGGCUCAAACAAACCAUUGAGGAGGCGGGAGUAGGACCCAUGACUCCUCUCGGAGAAGAGCAGACGAGUCCAAUGUCUGGUGACAAAUCUAUUGACAGUCGACCUUCCCCUGACCGAGAUGGCGGGGAGGAGACUGAAACUGCUCCUGAAGCUGAAGAUGAGGGAACCGAGGAUGCAGUAACCCGGUGCAUUUGCGAGUUUUUACAUGAUGACGGAUUUAUGAUCUGCUGUGACAAAUGCUCGGUUUGGCAGCAUGUUGUUUGUAUGGGACUGGAUAAGAACAGUCUCCCGGAUGAAUAUCUUUGCGAGAAAUGUCAACCUAGGCCAGUGGACAAGAAGCGCGCUAAAGGGCUGCAACGUGCACGGGAGAAGGAGAUCUAUAAAACCUUAAACCUGGAUAGCUCUGAUGAUGAGAAGAAACCUGGUUCUGGACCUGGAAUUCUUAAAGGACGUAAACCCGGUAUUAGGAAAGGUUUAGGAAUGAGAAAGUCUGGACCGAUAGAGAAGAGACCGGAGAAGAAGGUUCUCAAGAAACCCGGCAAACGACGAAGUUUAAAGAUGGAGACGGGAGUAGCUGUUAAACCUGAGAUGGGGAUAGUUAAGAAACCUUCUCCGAAAAAGAAUCCCCGACGGAAGUCUGUGAGCGCAACAGAUGUAGAGACGGAAGAGGAAAAUCAGAAUGAUCCGAUGGCGCUGAGGUCUUGGAUUGAUACAUACGAGGAGGCUGUAACUAACCACUACAGUCCAGAACUGAGGGCAAGGUUGCAGGGAGCAAAGCUUCCAAACAACCAGUUCAAACCAAAAGAGGUCAACGGAAUUAGGGAAAGGUGUAAUGUGAGCCUUCGCGGAAACGGAGUAAAGGUCCUCACAGCAAACUCCUUUAUUCCCGCCAACACCCCGGUCAUUGAGUUCCGAGGGAAGUACAUGUUGGCCAGCCAACUGAGCAGCCGAGGACGGGCGGCUGAAUACGUUCUAUUUCACAAGAUUAGUUCCGACCUGGAGGUUUGUGUUGACAGUAAAACCUACGGGAACGAUAGCAGAUUCUGUCGCAAAGCCGAAACAAAGUCUUCAGAAUUCAAUGCUGAGGUUAAACAUCACCUGGACAAAGGAAGUCUUCAUCUAUAUCUCGUCUCAACUAAACCCAUUGAGAAGAACCAAGAGAUUCUUCUUCCCUCUGAAACUAAAAAUGGUAUCCUUCCUCCCCUCUCUAUCCAGGAUGAACUGCGACAGAUCAAGAAGGUAAACGGACUGCUGGAUGAGAAGAAGGUGAGGAAGAACGUGAACGUGAAAAGAAGAUUGAAACGUGAAUCUGUGAAGAAAGAAUUGUGCGACUCUAGCUCGGAAGAUGAUACUCCUGUGAGUAUACGGAAGACCAGAUCCAAUAUUCUAGAUAAACACUCGGAGAAAAGUGUAAACUUUGAUCUGAAACCCAAGGAACCUGAAAAGCCUGUGAAAGAAAUUGUAAAAAAAGAGGAAAUCGUUGUUAAAGAGGAAUUAUUGGUUCAGGAAACCAAGGAAACCGUUAAGCCUGAAACUAAGAAAAGUUUACGUAUUGAGUUGGAACCGUCCGAGAUGAAAGCAGAUAAAUUGAAGGAGCUUAAGAUCGAAAUUAAGGAAGAAAAUGUUGUAGUCCCAAAUGUAUGCGAUGAUGCGAAACCUGGUGUAAGGACGAGUAAUUCGGAUUACUCCAAGGAGAUGAAAUCCCCUGAAGAAACCGGAUUAACCACUCCCGCUAAAUCUCCGGGAAAACCUGUAUUAGGUUUACCCGAUCAGACCGGGUUAAUAGUUGGAGUCAAUACGAUCAACUAUGAUGUUGGAUUGAGAAAUAAAAGCAAAACCAGAGAAGAAAAGAAGAUGGAAAUGAUUCUCAAAGCAAUCGAGGCAAUGGAGAGAGCAGAGGCGAGGAAGAAAUCUGAGAAUGGAGAGUCUGGAUCUGAGAGAGUACCCGGAAAACGGCGAAGAUCGAACUCGAUGAAGAAGGAUAAUCCUGACUCAAACCUCGACGGAUCCUCUGGUGAUGAGGCCGAAACAGAUUCAAAACUAGAGAGACAGAAGGUCGCUAAAGGGAAGAGACGAAGAAACCUUAGUAUGCGACGACGAAGCCGUGCCAAGAGCGGAGACAGUACCUCAGCUAUGUCCGGAGACGAGGGUGGAGCAACUCCAAACAUUGAUAGCGAGUCCAAUCUCACUCCCGGAGAGAACCAGCCUUUCAAGUUCCCGUUCAAGAAAUCUCAGGCUCAGGAGGUUUUUAAUGUGGACAGCGAGGAUGUUGACGAUGUAUCCGGGCAUUAUAUCCGGGGUUCAAGGUCUCCCCCUGGUAUAGCAAACCAUCUACUCAGAUCUGCUGUAACCAACCACGCGGGACAGAAGUCCCCCACUAAGAAUAUUGGGUGUUCUGCUAAGAAGCGCUGGUUGAGAGCAGCGAUGUCUGAAGAUCAUAGUGAGGAUAGUCUAGGAGCAGGACUACCAGGUUCUAGUCCUGGACAACCUGCUGCAGGGUGUAGUCCAGCCCAUCCUGGUGGUGCUAGUCCCGAACCAGACUAUACUCCACUCAAGAAACGCCGUCUUGCCACCUAUAAUGAAUCUACAGAGGAGAAAGGACGAGAAACGGCGUUUCAAGAGGAAAAAUCUAAACAAGCUCAAGUAGCUGAAAAGAUCAAAUCUUUGCCGAACGGUUUGAAGAAAAGACUGAUUUCCAACCUUCUCCUUCAGGACAUCCUUCCCGACACUCCAGACAUAAUAGAGAAGGAAAUCGAGAAAGAGAUGGAAAAAGAAAUGGAGAAGAAGAAAGAGAAAGAAAAGGAGAAAGAGAAAGAAAGG
Messenger RNA from Eurytemora carolleeae, 4308 nucleotides. It is a transcript of the gene upSET, whose product is annotated as histone-lysine N-methyltransferase 2E. The annotation marks the transcript as partial. The record is from RefSeq and is a predicted model, not a curated record. The transcript is spliced from 14 exons. Gene Ontology annotation, molecular function: protein binding. Lineage: Eukaryota; Metazoa; Arthropoda; Copepoda; Calanoida; Temoridae.